Messenger RNA from Ectocarpus siliculosus, 1460 nucleotides. NCBI's taxonomy places the organism in Eukaryota, Phaeophyceae, Ectocarpales, Ectocarpaceae. The record is from the annotation of a GenBank genome assembly.
CGAUUUCGAUGUACUGAGUAUCGCCGAUAAAUCGGUAUCGAAUGUGGCGCGAUCUCCAUCACUGGCAAUCGUGAUCUGAUCGUAUAAACGCAGCGCAGCGGCACUCAAACUGGCCUUGGUCACCCUCUUUCCUCGGCCCGCUCCCAUUUGUGCUCAGGGAUGAUUCUACCAGCUUCAUUUGUAGGGGCUACCCUAGUGUUCUUCUCCAGCCAUGCUGAAGCGUUUAUCACAAACGGACGGGCCCCGUUGGUGCAAGCUUGCUAUCGACUGCACGGCCGAGCAGCAACGCCUGUACCAAGAGCACCAAGAUCGAGGGUUCUAAUGGUAUCGAACCAGGAUGGAGUGCUGAUGGACGAGUUUGGAAUUCCCAUUUAUGACGAAAACGGAGAAAUCAACGAUGACCAGUUGGACGAUUACCAGAAGAAUCCGGACGGGUUGAAGGAGGGGGAUCCGAUUACAGUAAUCGCCAAAGGUCUCACGUUCUACCACGUCCGAGGUCACAAGGACGGGUUUGACCCGGAGGGAUGCGUCGGGCAGAUCUCGAGCUUAUACAUCAUGAGUAAGAAGUACGAGGGAGAGUUUUCCACUGCACACCGACCCGUGGUGUGCACCUUUACGCACCCGAAAAAGUUCAAAGCGCACUUGGAGUUUGGGGAGGUGAGAAAAGCAACGCCGGAGGAAAUCGAGAAGAACCAACAGCUGAUUGAUGCCCAGAAUGCACUGGAUGCUAUUGAACAAGCAAAAAGAGACGCAGCCAGGGCCGCCAAGGAGGCGGAAGAGGCGGCAGCGAAAGCAGCGGAAUAGAGCCAAGCGUCCUAGUAGAUUUUAUGGGGUGCAGGCGAGGGGAUCGUCGUGCUGUCUUGCUUUGGAGUGACGGAAGUCCUGAAUGUGUUGCGCCAACAUGGAGCACGGGACGAAAAUAGGAGGAGUCGGAAAUCGGACGCAAGUCGGGUUAUGGACCGGACAGCCUCUUUACUUUUUGCCGUUUCGUUCUUCUGCACCCAUCCAUGUUUCUAUUUCCGUUGACGCAGUAGGUACUUGGACAGGGUUGGUGAGUUGAGAGUGCGAUGGAGCAGUUUCCUGAUGCUCGAUGAAGGGAUUUCCACGUUUUAAUUGUACACAUGACAAAAUGACCGCUUUCUCGAGAUUCGUUCAAAGAUCCAAGUUGAAUCUGCGCAGUGAAGGUUUGCGUAGCAUCUGCGGAGGACCGGACAACUUCGAGUCUGUCACAGUCUUGACUGAAGAUUUGGUGAUGCCAGCCGGAGUAUAACGUAUUUUUUUAUUGCGAUGAUAUGUAGGUAACCAGCUUUGGCUGCAGAAACGCCACGAGCGCCCAACUUUGGACCCCCCCCAGCAGAAGUAGGAAAUGGUGCAUGAUCAGUGGUCAAAUGACGUUGUCUGCCAUCAACUGAGCACGGCACGCUUUCGUUUGACUACAACGAAUCAGAGAAGCUUUUCUA